Penicillium concentricum is the source of this 210-nucleotide messenger RNA. RefSeq lists its product as uncharacterized. The transcript has a single exon. Bases 1 to 210 code for a protein of 69 amino acids. The record is from RefSeq and is a predicted model, not a curated record. NCBI's taxonomy places the organism in Eukaryota, Fungi, Ascomycota, Eurotiomycetes, Eurotiales, Aspergillaceae.
AUGUGUGGGGUGUCUUCCAUUCGAGCUGAGCUAAUCCUCGAUGGGCCGGAACAGCUACCUCCAUGUCAGGUUCUAUGGUUCUACUCCGGACUCGCCGAAGUCGCCUCCCUACGCUCUGACAUGAUUGCCGGUAAUGCCCAAGAGAUCUUUGAUUCGAAGCACAUGGAACUGACCAGCUCGCCAAAUCUGUCAAAUUUUGAGCGCGGAUGA